Betta splendens (Siamese fighting fish) is the source of this 4546-nucleotide messenger RNA. RefSeq names its product kinesin heavy chain-like. Bases 491 to 3340 code for a protein of 949 amino acids. Gene Ontology annotation, molecular function: microtubule motor activity; ATP binding; microtubule binding. The transcript has 25 exons. The record is from RefSeq and is a predicted model, not a curated record. Lineage: Eukaryota; Metazoa; Chordata; Actinopteri; Anabantiformes; Osphronemidae. Gene Ontology annotation, biological process: microtubule-based movement.
CGCCGGGAGCGCGCAUUUCUCGCCCGUCAUUACUCUGCGGCGGCUCUCUUUGCGCAUCCUCCGGGCUCUCCUUCUGCGAACCGGACGGCGCCUGCCGCUCCUGCCCUCCGCCCCAAACAGACGCGCAUCAACCCGUUUCUGCGCGUCACUGCUGCAGAGGGAGGCCUUGCCGCACGUCCUCACCUGGAUCCGGCGCAGCGGUUGACCGAGUCCGAUCAUGGCGCAACCGUGGGAAGCAGGAGACGUUCGGUUUGGAUGAAGGACGCUUUGCGCAUCGGACAAAGGGCCUCGCUCUGAAACUUCCCGCAGCGAGGAAACCAGAAGCUCCGCGCUUUUUGCGACGCCUGGUUUGCGGAGCCCCCGUUUGAGGACUAAUCAUCAAGGCCCGCUCGAGGUCCCCGAGCCUCACUUUGCGCACCUCCCCGCUCCAGGCAGACGGGUCUCCAGCCUGUUGCUGUCGUGCCCGUGUCGCCCAGUGUCGGCAGCAGCCAUGGUGGAUGCUGCAGAGUGCGGGGUGCGAGUGAUGUGCCGCUUCAGGCCCCUGAACGAGGCCGAGAUCACCCGAGGAGACAAGUACAUCCCCAAAUUCAAAGACGAUGACACCGUGGUCAUAACGGGAAAACCCUACGCGUUCGACCGCGUGCUGCCUCCCAACACGUCGCAGGAGCAGGUGUACGAGCAAUGUGCCAAACAGAUCGUUAAAGAUGUGCUGGGCGGCUACAAUGGGACCAUCUUUGCAUAUGGACAGACGUCCUCUGGGAAGACACACACCAUGGAGGGGAAACUGCACGACCCCCAGCUGAUGGGAAUCAUCCCUCGCAUCGCGCACGACAUCUUUGACCACAUCUACUCCAUGGAUGAGAAUCUGGAGUUUCACAUCAAGGUCUCUUAUUUUGAAAUCUACUUGGACAAGAUCAGAGACCUGCUGGAUGUGUCAAAAACGAAUCUGUCUGUGCAUGAAGACAAGAACAGAGUGCCGUACGUCAAGGGCUGCACCGAGCGCUUCGUGUCCAGUCCAGAGGAGGUGAUGGACGUCAUCGAUGAGGGCAAAGCCAACCGACAUGUAGCGGUGACCAAUAUGAAUGAGCACAGCUCUCGCAGUCACAGCAUUUUCCUCAUCAACAUCAAGCAGGAAAACGUUGAGACGGAGAAGAAGCUGUCAGGGAAGCUGUACCUGGUCGACCUGGCAGGAAGCGAGAAGGUCAGUAAGACGGGGGCGGAGGGAGCUGUGCUGGAUGAAGCCAAGAACAUCAACAAGUCUCUGUCUGCGCUGGGGAACGUCAUCUCUGCUCUGGCGGAGGGAACCAAAAGCCACGUGCCGUACAGAGACAGCAAGAUGACCCGAAUCUUGCAGGACUCCCUGGGUGGAAACUGCCGCACCACCAUCAUCAUCUGCUGCUCCCCGUCCAUCUACAACGAGGCCGAGACCAAGUCCACACUCAUGUUCGGACAGAGAGCUAAGACCAUCAAGAACACGGUGUCAGUGAACCUGGAGCUGACGGCUGAGGAGUGGAAGAAGAAAUAUGAGAAGGAGAAGGACAAGAACAAGAGCCUGAAAAGCAUCAUCCAGAGGCUGGAGGCCGAACUCAGCCGCUGGAGGAACGGCGAGAACGUUCCAGAGAACGAGCAGCUGAGCUCCAAAGAACAGAAGAGCGCCGAGCUGUACGACAACACCCCCGUCAUCGACAACCUGCAGCUGGCCGGAGGAGGCGUCGCAGUGAACGAGGAGGAGCGGAGGAAGUACGAGGACGACAUUGGCAAGCUGUACAAACAGCUGGACAACAAGGACGAUGAGAUCAACUUACAGAGCCAACUGGCCGAGCAACUCAAAGAGCAGAUGAUGGACCAGGACGAGCUCCUGGCGUCCACACGGCGUGACUACGAGAAGAUCCAGGAGGAGCUGUGCCGGCUGCAGGCGGAGAACGAGCUGGCCAAGGACGAGGUGAAGGAGGUGCUGCAGGCGCUGGAGGAGCUGGCCGUCAACUACGACCAGAAGAGCCAGGAGGUGGAGAAGAAGGAGCAGGCCAACCUGCAGCUGAGCGAGGAGCUGCAGCACAAGACGGCACUGCUACUGGCGGUGCAGAGGGAGCUGAACCAGCUGCAGGAGCUGAGCGGCCUCCAGCGGAAGAGAGCUGCAGAGGUCCUCAACCUGCUGCUGCGAGACCUCAGCGACAUCGGCGCCAUCAUUGGCACCAGCGACGCCAAGGCGGCCGUGUCCUCUGACACAAAGUGGAACGGCUCGGCUGUGGAGGAGGAGUUCACCGUCGCUCGCCUUUACAUCAGCAAGAUGAAGUCGGAGGUCAAGUCUCUGGUCAACCGCAGCAAGCAGCUGGAGAGCGCUCAGGCCGACGCCCACCGCAAAAUCCAGGCCAAUGAGAAGGAGCUGGCAUCCUGUCAGCUGCUCAUCUCACAGCAUCAGGCCAAGAUCAAGUCUCUGACCGACUACAUGCAGAACAUGGAGCAGAAGAAGAGGCAUCUGGAGGAGAGUCAGGAUGCUCUGACCGAGGAACUCGCCAAACUGCAAGCUCACGAGAAGAGACAUGAGGUGUUGGGAGAGGAGAAGGAGAAAGCAGACAUCAGCAGGCUGAACGGAGGCGAGGACAUGAAGCUGGAGAACCACCGGGAGGCUCAUCAGAAGCAGCUCAGCCGCCUCCGAGACGAGAUCGAGGACAAGCAGAGGAUGCUGGACGAGCUCACAGAUCUGAAUCAGGGUCUGCUGCUGGAGCAGGAGAGGCUUAUGUCGGACUACGACAGGCUGAAGGCUGAGGAGCAGGACAAAGAUGAAAAGCUCCAGAAACUUAUGCUGCUGAGUGAACAGAGGGAACAGGCCAGAGAGGACCUGAAGGGCCUGGAGGAGACGGUGGCCAAAGAACUACAGACACUUCACAACCUGCGCAAGCUUUUCGUGCAGGACCUCACCACGCGCGUAAAGAAGAGCGCCGAGCUGGACUGUGAGGAGGGACUCGGCCACGUGGCCCAGAAGCAGAAGAUCUCCUUCCUGGAGAACAACUUGGAGCAGCUCACCAAGGUCCACAAGCAGCUGGUCCGAGACAACGCAGACCUUCGCUGUGAGCUGCCCAAGCUGGAGAAGCGUCUUCGAGCCACGGCCGAACGAGUCAAGGCCCUGGAGAACGCCCUCAAGGAGGCCAAGGAGAACGCAAUGAGGGACCGCAAGCGGUACCAGCAGGAGGUGGACCGCAUCAAAGAGGCCGUCCGGGCCAAGAACAUGGCCAGAAGGGGGUUCUCUGCACAGAUCGCGAAGCCCAUCCGGCCAGGCCACCACCCACUGUCUUCCCCCAUCAGCGGCAUCAUCCGAGCCGGGAACAUCUACGCCCACUGAGCCCACGCGGGCGAGUUCGGCCCGUGAUCCGAACCACCUGACUCUGACCCGUAGACAGAAACCUGAAAAUAGAUAUAGCAGUUGUAGUUUUCGGCGUCUCAUGAAAGCUUCCUUCCUUCUGCAGCGCAUGACCCCCCCACCCCCCUCCCUCCUGUUGGACAAACCUCCAUUAAAAACAUCCCAAUUCAUGAAUUCCUCCUUAGACAUUAAGAUACAGAUUAGACAUUUAGGUGUUGUUAAGGUCACUUACUGCGUUAUUUCAUCAUCUAUGAUUGCAGCUCUAUGUUUUCUCAGCUAGUUUGUAUUAUAAGAAUUUAAUAAUCUAAUAUUUUACCAACCGAAAAGAAUGAUUCCUUAUGGACACCACACAUGCCCAGGUUGCAUUUGUGUUGUUCUCCAAGUUAUGUCGAUGCCUUCCUGCAGGUGACAGUCAUCAUGAAUGUAGAUGUAGAAAGUGUAGACUGUCACAUGGUAGUUGAUGUCAGAUGGUGAGGUGAACUCUAUAAUGUAAUAGAAGCACCGAUUAUUCCAUUUCUUCCAUAGAUUUCUGUUUGUUUACUGUCUUUGAUUAGUAAAUAGCAGUGGGCUGUGACGCAGGUCUGCAGGGACACUGACCAGCCAAUCAGAUGCUCCUUGGCCUGAGAGGACGGCGUCUGCAGUGAUACGUGCCUGUAUGUAAAGGUUCUCCUAUAGAUCUAUGUUCUGCACUUAGUUCGCUUAAGUUCCUGAUGAGAGACCUUCAAAACAUGAGACAGACCGACGAAUGUUCUUUCAAAUGAUCAAUGAAAAUAUAUAUAUUUUUUAAAUAUCACAUCAGAAACCCCAGAGAAGUGUGUCAGUCAGACACGCAGUUCAAUAGAACCCCAUGAAGAACCUGGAACCCUCCAGUUACAUGUAGGAGUUAGCUGCUUUACUCACGCUUCAGCAUGUGUUUGCAUUCUUAUCUUAGCGGCUCUUUUGUUUUUUACUCCAGUUGCCGACGCAGCUUCAGGAUUCUGGGCCUGACCAUCAGCUGAUUCCUUUAGGUGUUUCAUCGUUUGGUGAACUGAGCAUUGAGUCAGUGAAUGUAGGUGCAUGUGUUAAAGGCAUGCUCAGGGAAGACUUCUAUACGCCACGCAUUUACCUCAUCAUGUUUGGUUCUGUGUCUGCUUUAUCGUCUGAAUAUGCCUAAUUAAAGCUAAUAAAGAUAUAUCUAUUUAAAAUCUA